AUGAAACAGCGGAGAGUUAUUCAGGUCCUCAUCGUGUGGUUGUUGUUGUUGUGCUGCUCCGUCCAAGGUGGAAACGCCGCGCAGCAGCCGGCGAUGGCGCUCUUCGACGGGCAACACGGCCGUAUCAUGUCUCUCACGGAGUGGCGUGACAUUGACUUUGGGGGACGUAGCACGAUUAGCGGCCGGAAACAGCCUGCGAGCGUGUUUGCUAUCCAGGCAGCACUUACCGUCACAGGCGGCGUGAACAGUCCUACGGUGGAUACGAAAGGGUCGGAUGAUCUCUUGCUGAUCCCGUAUUGCUCUCCGACGGCUGAUUCCGCGACAGCAGGCGCGACGGAUGCCUGUUCGUUGCGCCACUAUGAAGGAUAUGUGUUGCUUCGCUUCCGUGGUGGCUGGGAAGGGGACUUUGCUGCGUCGCUGUGGCGGGAUUCUACUUUGGGCACCAACAUGAGGGUCGCGGUGCACCUUUUUCGCGCCCUCGCCAAUGAAAGUGGCAUCAACUUCCCGUUUCAAAUGGAUGGCUCAGCCACUGCGGGGACGCAUUCUGUGGGCGUUGUGCGCCGGCACGAACUCGUCGAAAACUGCGGUGAUUUCACGGACGAAUGCUUUCAGGGACGUUAUAUGACGUACACCAGAAGCUUCAAGGAGAUGCCUUUGGAUACUUUCACAGGAAGAAUCAUGUUUCACAUCGGGGCAGAGGGGGCAUGGAAUGGGCCGUGGACACUACGGCUGCAGAACUCGAUGCCACACGACUCCUCCACCGAUGUCGAUAUUGUGGUUGUCCUACUGGACAAUAGGGAAUCUUUCAGGUGGAAGACGUGGCUGCUGUCCUCGGUAAUGGGAAAUAUUGUCCUGAUGGCGUGCUGCAUCCUGUGGGUGGUGUGCUUCAUAGUGGGGACAAAGGAGUUGGGUAUGCGGUUGACGGAGUCCAUGCCGCUGAAUGAGCGGCGCCCAACAGUACUGUACACGGACGAUGAUUCUGACAAUGAGCGGUGCAUGAUGCUCCAUCGCAUCAUGCUGGCGGUGCUCGAGAGCUGUGUGAGGCUCGCUGCGUCUCUUGCAGCUGCGCAUCGUGCGAGUUGGAGGUGUCUCCGUUGUCCACUGCGGCGCCGCUGGGCGGCGAGCCGUGCGCACACCAGCACGACGGACGAGACGCAGGAUAUCGGUGCCGUCAAGAGUAACGCGCGCGAAGUGGAGAUGCAAAACCUAGUCGCUGACGACAAUGAAGGUGGCGGUGACGAGGAUGACGACACAGAGGUGUUCUGCCGUAUCUGCCGCUGUGAGAAGCCUGUAGAGGAGUUGUUCGCGCCAUGCUCCUGCGAUGGCUCUGCCAAGUACGUCCAUCGUAGCUGCCUGGCGAAGUGGCGGGCUAUGACCACUAAUGAGGAGCACCGACGUGCGUGCGCGGAGUGCAAGACGCCGUAUGUUCUGGUGCUGGAGAGGGUUCCUGUGUCACCUGAUGAAUUUCUGCGCAGCCCAAUAUGCGUGCCGGCGUGUCGCACCUUUGCUACUCGCGCAGCGGUGAUAUUGUUUUUUGCAUUUCAGCUGUGGUUUGGCGGGUAUUACCUGAAACUGUGCAUGUGGCUCGCCACUGGUCUUGACGAUGGUGUCAUCUGGUCUGCCGCGCAUUUGUACCACUGGGUCCUGGGGUUCUACUACCUCGUGGCUCUCUCUCUCAACAUAUAUGCCCUUGAGUACGUCCUUCGUGAUUUCUCCGAGUCAUGGCAGCAGUUGUUGAUUCUCUUGAUAUCUCUAGGCGCUGUGGAGGUCCCGCUUAGCUACGUGGGGCAGAUAUUACUCUCCUGGCUGCUCAGCAGGACAUGGUCAUUGGAGGUGUCCUACGGCCUAGGCAUCAUUACCACAGCCGUCUUAUACGUUGAGAUGCUUCCCCACCUGUACGAACACCUGCAGUCGCUUUCGACGGUGCGUGAAGUUGUCGCCCCACGCGCGGAACAGACGCGAAAUAGGGAAGUAUGA
Trypanosoma grayi is the source of this 1977-nucleotide messenger RNA. RefSeq lists its product as hypothetical. The coding region runs from base 1 to 1977 and encodes 658 amino acids. Lineage: Eukaryota; Euglenozoa; Kinetoplastea; Trypanosomatida; Trypanosomatidae. The record is from RefSeq and is a predicted model, not a curated record. Gene Ontology annotation, molecular function: zinc ion binding. The transcript has a single exon.